Procambarus clarkii (red swamp crayfish) is the source of this 10722-nucleotide messenger RNA. NCBI's taxonomy places the organism in Eukaryota, Metazoa, Arthropoda, Malacostraca, Decapoda, Cambaridae. The record is from RefSeq and is a predicted model, not a curated record.
CCUCACCGCCCCGUGAACACUAUAGUGCCUCUAGUGUGGUUCCUCACCGCCCCGUGAACACUAUAGUGACUAGUGUGGUUCCUCACCGCCCCGUGAACACUAUAGUGACUAGUGUGGUUCCUCACCACCCCGUGAACACUAUAGUGACUCUAGUGUGGUUCCUCACCACCCCGUGAACACUAUAGUGACUAGUGUGGUUCCUCACCACCCCGUGAACACUAUAGUGACUCUAGUGUGCCUCCUUACCGCCCUGUGAACACUAUAGUGACUCUAGUGUGGUUCCUCACCGCCCCGUGAACACUAUAGUGACUAGUGUGGUUCCUCACCACCCCGUGAACACUAUAGUGACUCUAGUGUGCCUCCUUACUGCCCUGUGAACACUAUAGUGACUCUAGUGUGGUUCCUCACCGCCCCGUGAACACUAUAGUGCCUCUAGUGUGGUUCCUCACCGCCCCGUGAACACUAUAGUGACUAGUGUGGUUCCUCACCGCCCCGUGAACACUAUAGUGACUAGUGUGGUUCCUCACCGCCCUGUGAACACUAUAGUGACUCUAGUGUGGUUCUUCACCACCCCGUGAACACUAUAGUGACUCUAGUGUGGUUCCUCACCACCCCGUGAACACUAUAGUGACUCUAGUGUGCCUCCUUACCGCCCUGUGAACACUAUAGUGACUCUAGUGUGGUUCCUCACCGCCCCGUGAACACUAUAGUGACUAGUGUGGUUCCUCACCACCCCGUGAACACUAUAGUGACUCUAGUGUGGUUCCUCACCACCCCGUGAACACUAUAGUGACUCUAGUGUGGUUCCUCACCACCCCGUGAACACUAUAGUGACUCUAGUGUGGUUCCUCACCACCCCGUGAACACUAUAGUGACUCUAGUGUGGUUCCUCACCACCCCGUGAACACUAUAGUGACUCUAGUGUGGUUCCUCACCACCCCGUGAACACUAUAGUGACUCUAGUGUGCCUCCUUACCGCCCUGUGAACACUAUAGUGACUCUAGUGUGGUUCCUCACCGCCCCGUGAACACUAUAGUGACUCUAGUGUGGUUCCUCACCGCCCCGUGAACACUAUAGUGACUAGUGUGGUUCCUCACCGCCCCGUGAACACUAUAGUGACUAGUGUGGUUCCUCACCGCCCCGUGAACACUAUAGUGACUAGUGUGGUUCCUCACCACCCCGUGAACACUAUAGUGACUAGUGUGGUUCCUCACCACCCCGUGAACACUAUAGUGACUCUAGUGUGGUUCCUCACCGCCCCGUGAGCACUAUAGUGACUAGUGUGGUUCCUCACCACCCCGUGAACACUAUAGUGACUCUAGUGUGCCUCCUUACCGCCCUGUGAACACUAUAGUGACUCUAGUGUGGUUCCUCACCGUCCUCUGAACUCUAUAGUGAUUCUAGUGUAUAGUCACUGUACUCCAUCCACCUUCAGCAGUGGGGGAAGUUUCCGGAGUAAGAAACCCAGUUGACACAGACUUCACCACCACUAAAAGCAGCACCAGUAGCACCAGUAGCAGCAGCAGCAGCAGCAGCACCACCACCACCACCACCAGCAGCAGCAGCAGCACCAGUAGCCCCAGCAGCAGCAGUCUGCCGGAGAGAGAUGGAAUGACCACCUCCCCAGCCGCCUCCCUGCUCGACCUCUCGGAAAACGUGAGUUUGAGCAGCGACCGUCUGCACCACCCGUCUAUCUCCUCGGGGGGACUACACCAGUUGCGUCGUCUCACUUCCUCCUCCAACGGGUCGCUCUCCUCCAUUGAUAAUGACGAGUCAGACUUAGACUCUUGCAGUUCACUCGAAGUGGACAUACCUAGAGGUGACCCUCGGGACUUUAUUAACACUAAAGAUAAAGAUUAUAAGAGUCAGUUGGAUUUCGAGGUUCUUGGGUAUCAUUCCCGUCGGCCGAGUUCUUUGUCGUGUGGUUACCAAGACUGUGAGGGCUGGUCAGCGGACUCUGCCAGCUUCACCUACGUCGACCUCCACUGUAAUGACCUCAGCCCCGACCACAAUCUUUGCAACAAUAAUGUUAAUGAACUGACGGAGUGCGGCGCGUUUAUUAAAUCCUUUUAUGAUAAACCCAAAAUCCAACUGCAGAGUGACGGUCAUUUAUGUAACAAAUCCGGUGAUGAUAAUGGAAAUGUAGGCCCCGUGGGCAGCAGUGCGGACCCCGAGGAAACAUGUAAUGCCCACACCUCCACGCCCGAGUCGCUCGAAUUCACCUCGGACGACGAAAAUCCUUCUGACAUCGAGCAGAAGAUGGCAGAGACCAAAGUGAAGAUGAACGACGCUAUAUUAUCCAACGGGAAGGAGGAGCUGUCCCUCCACGGGCGGAAGUUGAAGCACUACAUGAAGCACAAGGAGAUGAAGGAGACGUGUGGAGCUGCUGGGAGCCUCAAGCAGCACCAUCACCACAACCUCAGCCCUAUGAAGCAGCCCAACUCCCUCAAGCUGUCGGACGCCCCCGACGGUGACAACCGCUACACGCAGGCGCCCGAGAGCCCCAUCGUCGACGCCUACGAGAAGGAGUGCCUCGAUGUGCCCGAGAAGAUGGUCCGUGAGCUGGAGAACCAGGCCAAGGAAAGCGUCGUUGGGGAAGAAAAAAAGGAAGAAAGGGAGGAAGAAGAAGAGGAGGAGCAAGGCGGCGCCGGGGACGACUUUAUUCCCUGCAAGAAAGAAAAAAUGGAAAUCAACGAACACCACAAAAAGUGUCGCUCUGGGGAUCAAGAGGACAAGGACGUCCCGACGCCCCCAGAAGUGCCGACAUCCAAGAAGGCCGACACUGACGCCAGUAAGGAGAACGUCUUCCCCGUCGCCUCCAGUGUCGAGAGGAGUCGUGUCUCGAGGGUGACUUUCGGGUCGGUGGAGGAGGCGGGGGUGGUGCGGCGAGACAGCCCUCAGCGCCGCAGGGAUCGUGCCGCACUCCGCAAGUCUGUCCCGCAAGCGGCCUCCUGCUCAGCCUCCUCCAGGGACAGAGCCAAGCUGGGCUCCCCCGACGGAGGAGAGUUCGACGUGUACACCAUGGAGACAGCCAUGCCUAAGAUAGACUGGGAUGCCAUCGAGGCCCACCUCAAGGCCACCAAGGAGGAGGAACGGAGGCGUCGCAAUGACCGGGAAGAGAUUCGCCGCAAGUUGGCUAUGGGUAUUGACGAUGACCAAGUCAUGGAACGACCCCAUCGCAAGCCCUCGCUGCACUCGCGUCUUCAAAGUGGGAUGAAUCUACAAAUAUGUUUCAUGAAUGAAACAGCCAGUGACUGUGAAAGUCAGUGUUCAGACACCGAGAGCACACAAGAUAGAGAUGUUGACACAGAUCACAUCACAUCUGCAAACAGUAAGACAUCAACACCACUUGCCUUGAGGACGCGAACAUCUCAUUCCGAGCCCGAUAUACGGAACAAAGAAGUAGACUUCUUUGCUCGCCAGGCACAGCUGCAGGCCGAGGCUCGCAUGGCCCUAGCUCAGGCCAAGGAGAUGGCAAGGAUGCAAAUGGAGAUUGAAAAACAAAGCAAGAAGAAGAGUCCUAUUGCAGAUAUUGUUAGGGCAAGCUUUAAUAAAAUUGGUGUCCCAUUCCCAGACAGUAAGAGACGAAUCAGUCGACAAAUUCUAACGGACAUGAAUGUUGCUCAGCUCCAAGUUAUUGUAAAUGACCUUCAUACGCAAAUUGAAAGUUUAAAUGAAGAUUUAGUAACCUUCUUAAUGGAGAGAGAUGACCUUCACAUGGAGCAGGAUUCCAUGUUAGUGGAUAUUGAAGACUUAACUAAGCAUAUAGGUGCAAAAGAAAUGAGUCUUCGUGGAGGAGGUGAGAGUAAGGGAAGUGCUAAGGGUACACCUGUGUCAACUCCACCUCCAAGAAGCAAAUCUAAUUCCCUGAGAUUAAAGAAUAUUGUUAAGAAGUGAUAUGGACAGCACUGCUAUUGAAGUAAGCUUUGACAAAUACUCUUACCAUGAUGCUGUGUAGAGGCAUUUUAUCAGUGAGUAUUUCCAUUGGUCAUGAGAGGGGUGGCAAGUACUGUACUUUAUAGAGGACAGCAAGUGGGGUAGCACUCUGAGAUUAUAUUAUUGGAAUGGGGAUGAUUUCACAUGAAAAGGAAGUUAAAAUAUAUUUUGUUAUUAAUAAUAAUUACCUACUUAUUUUAUAACCUUUAUCACGUGUAACAUUCACAAGUUAAGUAAGGUGCACAAGGACUUGUUGCAAGCUUUUCAAGGAUAUUACCUAGAUUAAAGUCUUAAUGCAUCUUUUGUAAGAAUUUUUUUUGGGGGUGGGAGGAUAUUCCCCAAUCUGACCCUUAUAGAGAACCCAUAGCCUUAUGAACUCGGUUUUUGUUUUUUUUUAUCCUUUAAUGGUAGCCCUUUAGUCACUUGUUUAAUGCUUGCAUAAAAUAAACUGUAUAUUAAUGCAGCUUAUUUGCUGUGUAAUUUGUGCUGUGAUAUCAUCCCCUCAGUAGGUCCUUAGCAUAAGGCAACUUUGCUCUAGGAGGUGAGUUCUUGUUUGUAAUUGGUGAAAGCAAUUAAUGGUUGAACCAUGGCUAGCUCCAAAUUUUAAUUGGCAUUGGGGGUACUGAUGGUAAUGUAGAGCUACACUGAUAAUCAUUAUGUAGAUGAAGCAGUACUGUAGACAUUCCAUAAUGCUUGUGAAGAUGUAUGCUGGAUGUUCUUCUCUGUAUCCUUCACGGCUCGUUCCAUUGACAGGACACGGGAACAACAGACAAUACUACUACUACUUGCAUGUAGUUUAAGUGGAGUGAUGGCAUCACCUUGAACUAAUUAAGUCUGUCUUGGAUACAAACACUACAUGUACAUCCAACUCAAGUCUUGAGAAUUUUACAUAUGUUUAUAUUUGCUUUUCGUAAAUCAUUUGAUAUUGUAGCUGUUGUAUUACACUUGACAACUAAUAUAAUGUAGCAGAACAAAUUAUCACUAUGUAUGCAAGAAACCCUAUAAAUGGUCCUUUCUUUGACCCACUUUGAUAACCUCAGUAAUCAAAUUCUGGGCUGCAGUCACUAUAUCAAAACUUGGUAUGUUCAAAUGACUAUAAUCUAGCAAUGACAAAUUUAUGGAAAAUAUUGCGCUAAUAUAGACAUACGUUGUGUGUGUGUUUUAAAAUAAAUUUUCCAAAAUAUUAAACUUCAAAAGCACAAAAAAUAUCAGUUUUGGUGUACUCUGCAAGUUAAGAGUGCAAAUGUUAUAACAUCAGGCUGGCUUUGUAAAUAUUAAGGAAAGUCCUAAGCAGAGGCAAGAUUCUGCUAGUUUCCAUCGGUACUUGGUACCGAGGCUUGUUUGGUAUACAGUACAGUAUGUACAGAACUUUUCGUCCAGCUUGAGUGUGUUCCAUAAUAGUUAAAAAGCAAAAAGUGUAAGCAAGCAUUAAGUUUGUUAAAAGAACCAGUAUAUGACCUGACAGCAUUUGGAAACAGAUCAUGACAAUCUAUUUAGCAGAUUUAUAGCAAAAUUGUCAUUAUUAAACCAAUUUGUUAGCCUUGUGUGGUUGUAUGAUUGGUUAAUAUCAAAAAUAUAUUUUUAAUUGGUUAAGAUGCAUAUGGCUUCCCAAACUCCAUUAAUGCUAGUACAGAUUACUUUAUUCCCAUUUUUUGUAUCAUAAUUUUUACAUAAUUUUAUUUCCUGAUUUUUAACCAAUUCCCGUAUUUGAUCAGUCAUUCCUUCAACUGUGUCACAAGUCUUGUUCUUACCCGUGUUUACACACAGCAUAGAAACAUUUCAGAGAAGUCAACAAUAUAAUAUUAUAUAGUAUUUAUCUUCGGCAUUUGCCAAGGAGCAAUAAAUACAUUUUAAAGUUUUUUCUUGGGCACGCCAGGUUUCAAUUUUGUAAAUAAAUCUGUGGGAUGUUUGUCAAUACACUGCUCAUUAUAGCUUUUUUGGGGUUUUAAGAAAAUUAGUGAUGGGACGAUAGUAAAAUUUCUAAAGAUUCCGAUGCCGAUCCAACAAAAAAAGUAUCGAUUCCAAUUCUUUUUAAGAAUAUAGUGGAUACUGUACUUACUUUUCUAAAAAUUUUCAUAUUUUAGUUUGGAAAAUUAACGAUUUACAGUGAGCAUGGUAAAUGUAUUAAUAUAUUAAAAUGAUUUAAGAUUAGAAAGCCAUUGGUAAAUCCUGCUUAAUCUUCUGGAAGAAACUCUGUAAGCAUUUCAUUACCCAUCACAGGUAUACAUGUUAUACACAGUUUACAAUACAAUAAAAUUUUUAAUCCUUUUUUCAAAUCAAAUUACAUUGCAGUAGUAGUUAAAUUAAAACAUAGUUCAUUUUUGGUUUAUACUGAUAAAGUAAAUUUUAGCCUAUAUAAUGCAAGUAUAAGUGAAUAAGAAAGUCAUUCAUAUCUGAAACCCAAGACUUUUAAAUUGUAAUGUAAAAACAUUAGUGUCUACUCUUUCUUCUUACAUUGUUUCUUUUGGGUGAAUAUAUUAAACCACCAAAAUUAAUUUUAUUAACACUUUCGCUGACUGAUCACACACAUUCCAUCAUGAAACCAAAUUAAGGAGUAUGUGGCAUGAUGCAAACAGCAUAAAUAAUUCAUAAAAUUUAAAAAAUGUAUUGUCUGAAUACUAUGGGACUUGUUUUAAAAGGAGUGUCAACUUCUUCCCAUUCUCUGUAUACCCCACAUGGCAUCCUGACCCCACCGUGUGGGUCUUCGAUGAUUGGGUUCAGUUGAUGAUUGGUUUACUUGGUAUACCUCAUUACAACCAUAUGGAGUUGUGAAGACCAUAUGAACAUCAUUGGUAUACAUGUCAUGUAAUUAUGACAGAAUUUUAUAUAAUGAUGAUGAUGAUGACAGCAUUUUUCUAGUAAACAUAUAUGACUAUAACCGCACUCACGUAGUAACGUAACCAUAAAACCAUAGACGAUUUUUCAGUGGGUCAAAGUAAACGCCAUUAGAUCCAUAUAGAGCAAUUAUGUCCUUAUUUUAAUCAUGCAUGUAAAACCCAGACAGCAUUUGUUUUCAUCAUAUGACAAUAACCACUCUCUAAGUGUUAAGAAUCUGAAAUCAGGAUAAAUUUAUCUAAGAUUCCAAUACCGAUUCCUUUUACUGAAAAAUGCUAGAUUUUUCAGAUUCUCUAUACCAAUUCCAAUUAAUCGUCCCAUCACUAAAAGAAAUAUUAAUGUAUACAUUGGCAUGCCACUGGGCUUCAUCGCAAGUAUAUUGUACUUUUGUCCCCAUAGCAUAAAAGGGCAUCAAAGUUGUUUUUCAUAUAAACCAAUUGAACACAACUUCAUGUGGAAUGGUAAUGAAAACUGGCUACUAUUAUAGCGAAACUGUAGCUCUGACAGAAUUAGAUCAUUUUAUCACAUCCUUAAAUUGGCAAGUUCCAUCAAAAUUAAUGCACAUUAGUAACCUAGCAAAAUAUUAAGCAGCCAUAACAACUUGGUAUAGAAACUUAAAUUAGUAUAUUAUAAUGCUAUUUUCAAGAUUUAGACAAUUGAGGAAAAUUUAAUAAUCGGUUAAGAGUCAUUCUUCACAAACUGAAGAAAACAUUGGAAAAAGAAUCGCUGUCCUGCCUUACACUGCAUCAUUCACAGAGAAACAAUCAUACUUUAUAAGAAAAAAUGCUGGAAUUUGUGAUCAUGUGUCUCAAAUGUGUAAGUGUCUUAAGAGGUAGAGUAGUUAAAAUGUCUGGAAAAGAAUUUACAUGGUCAUCAUGUCCAUAAGGUUGUGGAAUUCAGAAUAUGUUAUUAAAGCAUAUACAAAAGGUGCAUUUUAUGAGAUACAGUACAGUAGUAAAUAUUACAAGAAAUAGCCAUCACCAAGAAUACAAUCCUUAAAGCAUAUAUUGGUAUGACUUGUCAGCACCACCCACCAUAACAAUGUUCAGUAACCACCAAACUGUUUGAUGGUAAAUUAUACAAAAACUACUACUGCUUAUGUAUUCUAAUUAAAAAAUUGUAGUUCAUUAUAUAGAAUUUUUAUUUAUAGAUUUUAUUUGCAUGCAGUUUUAUAAGUUCUUAAUUUAUCAUUUGGCGCAAGAACUAUGGUAUAUCAUAAGGACUUGAGAUUAUAAAAGUAUUGGCUAACAUAAAUAUUCAGGGUAUGAAUUAUCAAUAUUUUCACAUGUUUAACAUUUUAAUGCUUAAAUGAUAUUAAUUGCAAAAUAUUAAGGAUUACUAAGCAGAUAUCUUUUCAAGUUAAGAGUACUAUAAAGGAAAUAAUUGUAUGUCAUUGCCUGCAUCUGUCCAUUAAUUAUACCUUAAGAAAACAAUGCAUAUCUGCUGAUAUGCGUGUUCUAGAUUGUAGUUGAGAUAUGUGAAUUACGGAUAGUAUGAUCGUGUAUAUUACAUGUAGAUUUAUAAAUAUAUUUAUUUUAUCUUUCCAUAUAUAAUUUUUGCAGCUGGAUAUCAUUUAUAUUAUAUCAAUUAGUACAUAAGCUCGAUAAAUUGUGCUCUCUGAUAUAUAGUGUACACAAAUGCAACAAUUAUUAAACAAAUAUUAAGCAAAGGUAAUUGUAGUAUUUGUGUAUGCUGUUGAGGUAAUGGAAGUUGAAGUGUUGACUUACUCUAAACCUUAACAGCAGACGACAUUGUGUGUGCUUGUGUUAUGUUGACAGUAGUCCACCCUCUCAUUUUAUGUGCAUGAAACCAAGGAAUUGUAGUUUGUCCCAUGAUCAGGUCAGUAGGAAACUUGUGGAGCCUGAUAUCCUUCCAAGGAGAUUAUCAAUCCUGAUUUUCGAAACAUUUGAAGCAGAGUAACAUUUGAAUGUUUCUUAGGUGAAUAUGAUUUCAGAGUAAAUGUUAAAUAUUGAUCAUUAGCUCAAGUAGCUUAGACAUGCACACUACUGUAUUCUGAUUUUCUGGGACCUGAUUAACCUAAAUUUUUAUAAAAAUAUUAUUGCACACUUACUUUUGUCAACACAAAUUUAAAUGAUAAAUUAUUAUGCAUAAGUUAAAUGAGUAUGGUUGGUUAACUGGUACUAGAAGGAGCAGGAUAUCGGUGACUUGUUUUCAUGUAUGAAUAAAUCUGCUAGAAAAUGUGAACCUAUAUUCACUUUCAAGUGGAACAAAGCUAUCACGAAGAUGCAUUUUUCAAGGCUAAGUGUACUUGUCAAUAGUUUAAUUCUGUAACUUAUAACGUGCAUAAAUCUAUGUGAUCAAUGUAAUUACAAUAUAAAUUUCCUUGGUUUGCCUUCUAUGUUUAUGCAAUAUUGCAUCUCCAUUGUGGAUAUCACAAUUAUGUAAAUUGCUAAUUAUAUUUUGGCCAAACUAAAAAUGUCGUGCAUCAGUAGCCAGUCUUCCACAGAGAGUACAAGUAGGCAGUUUUCAAAGCUUGCAGUUUUUCUCUUGCUAUGUUUUCCUCGACUUGACAGCCAUUUUUCUGAACCUUGGAAGGUUAAGGCUGUUUUCCACAUGCACAAGUUCUUGAUGUGAAAAUAGGGACUCCUUACCAAGAUAUUUCAGUGCUACUACAGUAUAGGCCAUUAUAUUAUAAAAAUUUAAGGUAAAACACUUUGGAUGCAUUAAGUACGAAGGUGCACAUUAUCAUACCUCUUGUAGACGCAGCAUCCUGAAACAUUUGACUGGGAUUGCAGGGGCUUUGUACAUGAACUUUGUUCAAGCAUGAGGGAAAAGAAAUGUAAUCAAUAUUUUAUCAGCUAUUAUUUGUAAUGUAAUCCAACUGCACUCAGUUUUUACUUAAACCAAAGAAUGUUUUUGUAAUACAUUAACAAUUUAUAUACUGUGUAUAUAUAAUAUUUAUGUAUAUUAUAUGUAUACUGCAUAUACAGUACACUAUUGUAUAAUUAUAUGUAUAUUUGUCAUACCUAAUAGCAUGAGUUGCCUAAAAAGUCAAAUUUUAGUAUUGUACAUUUUCACAAAGUUUUUAACUUGAAUCAAUAGAUACAUUAUGUUAAAUUUAAUGAUUUUUUUUUUUUUUUUUUUUGAACCAAAACAAAUCUUGAUCAAAUCUGAAUACCUUUUAUUCCUAUAUGCUGGCUUGUGAAACUAGGGGUGUGUGUUUCCUUACACCUAGUUUAAACCUAAAUUAAUGUAACCAAUAAUGACUGACAAUUUUAUAAAGAUAUUUGAAAGCAAAAAUUAUUAUUAGGCAGAAUAAUCCAUGCUUACUAGGUAUCUUGCGACUUUGUGAUGAUUUUGGGGGCUCAAUGCCUAGCAGUGCAGUUCUGGCAAUUAGUUAUGACUUAUACAGUACAUUGUAUGUGUGUUUCUUGUAUGAAGCCUAUUUUAUUUUGUGCGCCAAUAUUGGGAAGAAAUUGUUUAAUGAAAACAAUAAAUACGAGAAAUUAAUCAUGGAUUGUACAUUUUAGGCCAAGCACUAGAGCUGCUAGAUGCUUACUAAUAACAAGACCAUGGCAAAGAAAACUAAAGAGCCAGAAUGUGUUUACGUGUGGUAAGUACGAAGUAGAUGCAGCAGUGUGUCUGUCCAGUGGAAGUAAGGGACCACAUAUAAACUUUUUGCACAUUUUAUUAUUACAGAUUUUCCCAGGUAAGAUGUACUUUCUGAGGGGGAGGGGGAAGCCCCUGAUGCUACAUCUGAUAGUGUGCUAUAUUACUAGGUCGACUUAAUGGAGUGCCAUCCUGCUCCUUAUUGUCUAAACUGCAUUGUCCCUCUUACAGUUGUGCAUAUCCUUGUUGAAUGUCCAGACUUCCAGGACUUGCGUGCGUCUUGCUUUCCGACCGUCCCUCGCAGUCACUUGUCCCUCGAUAGAAUUCAUGGUGAAUCGGAUACGUUUUGAUGUUUGCCUUGUGCACUUUUGUUCUCGUAUU